Molecule: messenger RNA, 1984 nt
Organism: Nerophis lumbriciformis (worm pipefish)
Lineage: Eukaryota; Metazoa; Chordata; Actinopteri; Syngnathiformes; Syngnathidae
Gene: spns1
Product: SPNS lysolipid transporter 1, lysophospholipid
Biological process (GO): transmembrane transport
Cellular component (GO): membrane
Molecular function (GO): transmembrane transporter activity
Source: RefSeq, a predicted model, not a curated record
GUGGACACGUGACGCCACGUCACGUGAGCUGCGGAACAACAAUCCGUCCGCAAGUGUCAUGGCGGCAGCAGACGCGUCUUUUAUGAAGUUGUAACAAGUCUUAGCCCUAAAGGUCAUCAAGUGGCGAAAGUAGACGCAAAACGCGGCCGAGCAGGACGACUUUAGACGGCUUGUGCGCGCGCGAGAGGCCAAGUGGACAAACGGUCUCUUCGUCUGACUCUUCCUGCGAGGAAGUGGCCUCGAUGGCGUCUUGACGGCUGCGCUCAUGUUCCCGAGGAAGAAGAUCCGCGAGUUUCAUCAGGGAGGGGCGUAGCCACGGUGUCGACACGCCCACUUCGUUUUGACGUCACGCGGUCCGAGCCACCUGCGGGUCGUUUCCGCCAGGCCACUGUAUUAGGUACGCCUGUCAAUAAAGCCCACUUCCUGUGCCCGCGCCAUGUCUCUGGAGGCGCCCGCGUCGGACUCGGCGCCGUUCUUGUCUGACGACAGCGAGGCGGAGGGUACGGAGGAGGCGGCGGAGAGGGAGGAGCCUGCGAGCGGCGUGUCGGCCACGCGCGCGGUGGUGACGGUGCUGGUCCUGUGCUACAUCAACCUCCUCAACUACAUGGACAGGUUCACGGUGGCAGGCGUUCUUCCCGACAUCGAGCAUUACUUCGGGAUCGACGACGGCAAGUCGGGCCUGCUCCAAACGGUCUUCAUCUGCAGCUACAUGGUCCUGGCGCCGCUCUUCGGUUACCUGGGCGACAGGUACAACAGGAAGUGGAUCAUGAGCGGCGGCAUCGCCUUCUGGUCCCUGGUGACGCUCGCCAGCUCCUACACGCCCAAGGAGCACUUCUGGGCGCUGCUGCUGACCCGCGGCCUGGUGGGCGUGGGCGAGGCCAGCUACUCCACCAUCGCGCCCACCAUCAUCGCCGACCUCUACGUCAAAGAGACCAGGACCAACAUGUUGUCCGUCUUUUACUUCGCCAUCCCGGUGGGCAGCGGUCUGGGCUACAUCGUGGGCUCGCAAGUCAGCAACGUGACGGAGGACUGGCACUGGGCACUGCGGGUGACCCCAGCGUUGGGGCUGCUGGCGGUGCUGCUGCUGCUCCUGGUGGUGCAGGAGCCCAAACGAGGCGCCAUAGAAGCCCGGCGCCAACACGAGCUGCACCGGACCAGCUGGCUGAGCGACCUGCGGGCCCUGAGCACCAACACCACCUUCAUCUUGUCCACCCUGGGCUUCACGGCCGUGGCCUUCGUCACUGGCUCGCUGGCUCUGUGGGCCCCCACCUUCCUGCUCAGAGCGGCGGUGUACACGGGGGAGCGGGUGCCCUGCAUGGAGGGUCACUGCUCGUCCUCUGACAGUCUCAUUUUUGGCGUCAUCACGUGUGUCACGGGUGUGCUGGGCGUGGCCAGCGGCGUGCAGGCCAGCCGCCUGCUGAGGACCAGGACAGCCCGGGCGGACCCGCUGGUCUGUGCUGCUGGUCUGCUGAUGUCGGCGCCUUUCCUCUACCUGGCUGUCGUCUUCGCUCAGGCCAGCACCGUGGCCACCUAUGUGUUUAUUUUCCUGGGAGAGUGUUUCCUGUCCAUGAACUGGGCCAUCGUAGCAGACAUUCUUUUGUAUGUGGUGGUUCCUACUCGACGCUCCACCGCAGAGGCUCUACAGAUCGUCAUCUCACACCUGCUAGGAGAUGCAGGAAGUCCCUAUCUGAUAGGAGUGGUGUCAGACGCCCUGAGGAAGAGGGACUCCUUCCUGUGGCAGUUCCGCUCUCUGCAGAUGUCGCUGCUGCUCUGCUCCUUUGUGGCCGUGGGGGGCGGAGCUUUCUUCCUGGCCACCGCCCUCUUCAUCGAAAGAGAUCGCCAUCGAGCGGAGAACUUCCUGUCCACAGACGAGGAGCCCAUCGUGGUGCCACAAAGUGGGCGCUCCACUCGGGUGCCCGUGUCCAGUGUUCUCAUCUGACCACUCUUACUUUUUUACCCACUCAAUAAACCACCGCAACUUUUA